CACAGCAGCUCUGGGCACCCUGUGCCAGGGCCUGCCCACCCUCACAGGGAAGUUUCUUUCCACCAUCUAAUCCAACCCUCUGGUAGUGAAGCCAUUCCCCUUUGUCCUGCCCAUGCCCUCAGCCAAAGUCCCUCUCCUUCUUUCUUGGGGCUCCCUUUGCCCAGGUUGUUCAGCCCUUGGCUGUGCUUGAUAGGAAAAUCCAAAACCUGCCUUUUCCCUGGAUAGAUAUCACAUGAAGGAAUUCUUAGCUUUUCCUUGCCUCCACACCUUUGUUAUGUCUGGCUGGCAGGUCUGGAACAUUUUGGGGGCUCCUGGAUUGCUCAGGAUCUGAGUGCUCAGGGAAUGCUGCUCCUACAGGGAGUUUUUCAGGACAGGGCACAGGUGUCCCAGCCCAGGCUUGGGACAGCAGGAUCAAUACCUGGCUCCAGCCCACGGAGCUCCGGCAGCACCGAAUUCCUGUUGAAAUGUGGGAAUUGCUGCUGCCACAAGGGCAGCUGUCCUCUGGUCAUUUGAUCUCUCAAAGAGCCUCACCUGGGCCCGUGUUGGCACACAAGUGCACACAAAGGCCCCAAUUGUGGCUCCUGCCCAUCCCUGGGGUGAGCAGGAAGAGCCGUGCCGGGCACUGACAGCAGCGCUCAACUCCUGCUCCAGCCUCAGGUUCCCCCCUCCUGCAGAGCCCCGUGGCUGGGAGGGACAGGUAUUUAUGUCCCACAGACACACACUGAGGUUUCCCAGGCGUGCCUGGAGCCGGGAUCAUGCCCAGUCUGUGCAUGGGCAGGAGGCAGAGCAGCAGCAGCAGCCAGGUCCUCGCCUGAAGGGGAGGAUGGAAGGUGGGGACGGUGCCAGCCAUGCUGCCCCUGCAGACAGGAGGGCCACAGCACACCUCCCAGCUCCCUCCAGGACCUUCUGGAUCAUCUUGUCCGUUGCCUUGUUGUUUUUUGCAGUUGUUGGUGUCAUUGUUGUGGGGGUUCUCAGCUUCUCCCCCAGCUCUGCUCAGGCUGGCUCCCAGCUCAUCAGAGUGACACUCCAGGGCCAGCAGGACCUGCUGAGGAACCAGACAGCCGUGGUGGACAAGGCCAGGAGAACCAUCACCUACUACAUCACCUCCCAGAGCAACCUGAGCGCCGUGGUGCUGUAUGACAGCAGGAACGGCUUCGUGUGCUACAAGCCACUGGAGCAGCGAGCCUGCUACCUGAGGAGGAUGGAGCCCUGGGACCUGCAGACCCUGCAGAUGCCUCUCAACUCCUCUGAGCACAGUACUGAGCAGCUGCUGCAGCACAACAACCAGACCAAGUUCUACCGGGAGUUCCUGGGCAUUGUGGCAGGGGAGCAGGUGGAGCCCAGGGGCCUGGGGGAGGCUGUGCAGACCCUGUGUGAGCACACAUCCAUCUUCUGGGUGCGGAGAGGGCAGGGCCCGAGGAGGCAGCGCCUCAUCUACCUGUGCAUUGACAUCUGCUUCCCCAGCAACAUCUGUGUGUCCAUCUGCUUCUAUUACCUGCCUGAGUAAGUGCUGCAGCCAGGCCGCCCUCUCUGCCUCACACUUGAACUGGAUUCCUGAAAAACCUCCGACUUCCACGAGGAAGGGAACACCUACAACAUCCCCAGGGCUUCCUGCUGAUUCCAUGCUGCAGGUCAGGAGAGUUCAGAGAAGCAGGAUGAGGAAAGUUUAGAGAAACAGGAGGGCUCUGCUCAGCACUGACACUGCAGCUCUGCUCCAGGGCUGCACCUUGUCUGUAGGAAUUAGGAGACCCAGGCCUAGAGGAAUCCCAAGAAGCAGCUGGAGUUUUGGGGCUCCCAGGCUGUGUUCAAUACAGGUGGUUGCUGUUACAUCUGGGGGGUGGUUGGCUUUAGGAGAGCAGCUCUCCAAG
This is a messenger RNA of Oenanthe melanoleuca, 1868 nucleotides long. RefSeq names its product BRICHOS domain containing 5 (gene BRICD5). The record is from RefSeq and is a predicted model, not a curated record. Gene Ontology annotation, biological process: regulation of cell population proliferation. Lineage: Eukaryota; Metazoa; Chordata; Aves; Passeriformes; Muscicapidae. The transcript has 6 exons. The coding region runs from base 704 to 1507 and encodes 267 amino acids.